GCCGCAUAAAGGCGGGAUUUUUCCACUGAGUCCGUCGUCGGUGUCUCUGUUGGCCCAAAUCAAGCAACUCCGUUCCUUCCUAUUCCUCCAAGGUGUAUGCUGCUUGUCGCCAGCACUGCAGACUUAGCGGGUUUUGCCGCCUGCCGGAGUCCUCACCGUGACAGCCAAAUCUUUUUCGUAGAAAUUAGAUCAUCAGAACAUUGAUCGCACAGAACCCAGGCGACGCAGCCUGCUGCCGCGCGCAUGGGGGAAAGACCGGUGCAGACUUUGUGAACUUGAACUUGCAGUACCCUGCUGAGGGCUUGAAUCUCGGAAGAACGUCCAGAUACCGUCUGAUGAUCUAGAGCAUUUAUCGCACAGUGCAGGCCUUCUCAAGGCUGAAGGCAGAGGUUCCUUAGAUGCCCAGUGGCUUCUGGGCCUUACUAGCCCUCUGCACAGUCACAGCUGUCAGCCGCACAAAUGCGUGCCCUACAGGGAGUGGCCUGUGCCACUAUGGGACCCUACCAGGGGGAUGGAUCAGCUCCAAGGGGCAUGCGCUGCUGCCCUGGCAUGAGGAGGGGGAGCUCCUCAACAUGACCUUCUCUGUGUGGCAGCCAUACUGCCCCGCCUGUCAGCUUCAGCCGCUGCUCACCCCCUACCUGGAGGGAGGGAACCUGAUGCCAGAAGAUCCGCGCACGGUCAAGCCGCAUGCUCUCCACCUAGCUCAUCACCGCCGCUGCCCUGUAAUCCACGGGGAUUGAUGACCACCCUGGAAACCCCAUCUUCCCCGUAGUCCAGGGCUGCUGUCUGACUAAACUGGACAUAGAACCCCCUGUGUUGACCUGCGGUGGUGCCUUGAUCGCGACCCCCAUUGCAAGUAUUUAUUAGAAGUUACCGGGGACUGACGGAUCAGGGACCUGUACUUUGUGAAGGCAUGCAAAUGGAGCAGUGAGGCGGACAGGGAUGCCAGAAUUGGCAGGGGUGUAUGAGGGAGAGUUGGGGGCUGAAGUGGGGGCUGAGCAAUGCGGUGAGGAAAGAGAUGGAUUGAAUAGAUGUCAGCUUUUGGCGAUGUGGUCAGCACAGACCUUCAUGCCCCAUGGCAGGUGGUUGUUGGACGCAGGUGUCUCAAUUCUUUGGCACAAUGAGACAUCUGCUUUUAUAGCGGGGUGCUUGCGCACGGCCAGCUGCGCCCCACCACUUUUGCUGUUGAAGGUGCCCCUUCUGGGUAAUGGCACCUUUGAGUUAAAAUUGGUUUGCUGGAACACCGCCCUGGCGAUGCAGCACUAAGAGCUGCAAACAAUGCGCAUGAUGCUGUAGUAUGGUAUGACCCUUUCCAAAUAAUAUGAUUAAGUGGAAUCGUCCACACAUGACCAUUUGGUGGCAGGCAGGCAGGAUGCGCAUCCUGUGAACAAGCAAAUUGCUAAGCUGCCGUUAUUUGGCUUGAGUGCAGAAUUGCUAAUGAGAGAAGGACGUUCUCGUUUCAAGGGAAUCGAGCCUUUUCCAGGAUGCCAUCUUGGCCUCGCAUUUGCCUUGCAAAGGAAGUGGAUCUGCACACGAGGCAGAAAGCAGCACUUAUUGGCCCUAGGUAGAUGUUUGUGCUUGUUGAGAUAGUGCAUCAAAGUCCAGGUAGGAGCUUCGUUGGUUUUUUUGCCCUGACACCAGGUGAAGAUUCUGAAGCAUGAAGUUGGGUAGCACAACCUGCUUGAAGUAAGUCAAUGCAAUGGUAGGCGAUAGGAGCAGUUCAAAUGCAGAAUCAUCUUCCAUUUUUGUUUUAGUCAUGUGUCCCUGCUCAAAGGUUGUUGUACGUAGGACGAAGAAUAUAUGAAGGCGUUCAUUCUGUCCUAUAUAUGCAUGGCUAGAAGCACUAGGCAUCUGGCCACGUGCAUAUUGAUUCAUAUUGUUCUUGACUCUCUUUUCUUAGGCGGCGCUAUCUUAUUGCAUCUCAGACCCUAAGGAUGCAAUUGGUUGCUUUUCAAGUUUGUACUAUCAUGAUGGCCUCUGAAGGCACGGAUGCGAGUAUAGGUGUCCAGCAGGCUAGCCUUCUGCGCAUCCAGCCUGAAGUUCUAUUGGAAGCUUGCUCAGCCUAGCCUUUGCUUGUCCAAGCCUCACAGUUGAGGCUUGCCACAGCUCCGUAGGCUUGGUUGGCGCACGUGUAACUUAUGCCCAGAUG
Coccomyxa subellipsoidea C-169 is the source of this 2149-nucleotide messenger RNA. RefSeq lists its product as hypothetical. The record is from RefSeq and is a predicted model, not a curated record. The coding region runs from base 399 to 740 and encodes 113 amino acids. NCBI's taxonomy places the organism in Eukaryota, Viridiplantae, Chlorophyta, Trebouxiophyceae, Coccomyxaceae. The transcript is spliced from 5 exons.